Thunnus maccoyii (southern bluefin tuna) is the source of this 2373-nucleotide messenger RNA. RefSeq names its product protocadherin alpha-8-like. The transcript has a single exon. The record is from RefSeq and is a predicted model, not a curated record. Gene Ontology annotation, molecular function: calcium ion binding. Lineage: Eukaryota; Metazoa; Chordata; Actinopteri; Scombriformes; Scombridae. Gene Ontology annotation, biological process: homophilic cell-cell adhesion. Gene Ontology annotation, cellular component: plasma membrane. The coding region runs from base 1 to 2373 and encodes 790 amino acids.
AUGAAACAAAGAGGAUGCUCGACGUGGAGGCCAUUACGCGGCUGGGUUGCAGCUGUGCCUUUAUUGGUUCUUCUAACGAGUGGGGCUUAUGCGCAAAUCAGAUAUUCCAUCUCUGAGGAAGGUAAGGAAGGAACGGUGGUCGGAGAUGCAGCAAAAGAUUUGGGACUUGAUAAAAACACCUUAAAGGAUAGAAAUUUUCGUAUUGUGUCUGGCUCCACUGAACCUCUCUUCCUGGUAAACCAAAACGACGGUAUUCUGUACGUAAAACGAAAAGUAGAUCGUGAGGAAGUAUGUGGACGAAGCAGCACGUGUCUGAUCAACCUGAAAACUGUACUGGAAAAUCCCUUGGAGAUCCAUUAUGUUGCUGUUGAAGUGGUAGAUGUUAACGACCAUUCACCUGCCUUUUCGGAAAAAGAAACGAAUUUAGAGAUCUCAGAGUCAGCCGUAACAGGGGCUCGGUUUCAGCUUCAAGCUGCACGGGACGCAGACAGUGGGCAGUUUUCAGUUCAGCAGUACAAACUGAGUCACAGCGAACAUUUUCGUGUAGAGGUUAAAGAUAGGGGAGAUGAUCGUAAAAUUCCCUUUCUUGUUUUACAAAAACAGUUAGAUAGAGAGACAGCUGCGAAACACAAACUGUUACUGACAGCAGUGGAUGGAGGGAAGCCAGCAAAGUCGGGUACUAUAAAAGUCAAUGUGGAAGUGCUGGAUGUAAAUGACAACUCUCCCACGUUUACAAAAGACGUUUACUCAGUAACGUUAAGUGAAAACACACCAGUUGGUGCAACAGUUGCUCAGGUUAACGCAACUGACUCGGACGAGGGUUUAAAUGGAGAGGUCAUAUUUUUAUUUGGAAAGGAGGUUGAUAGUAAUAUAAUGGACCUAUUUGGGUUAAAUCAGGAAACUGGAGCGAUAACAGUUAAAGGCAAAAUUGAUUUUGAAGAUAACCAAGCCUAUGAGAUAGAUAUAAGAGCAUCCGAUAAAGGACCUGCUCCUCUCACAACUGAUAAAAGCGUAUUUAUAAAAGUGAUAGACGUUAAUGAUAAUGCCCCCGAGAUAGAGGUCACUUCAUAUUCUAACAGUAUUCCUGAGGAUUCCAGGAUUGGGACCACUGUGGCGCUUAUUAGUGUCAAUGAUUUGGACUCUGGCCCAAAUGGAAAAGUUAUUUGCUUUUUAAAUGACUUUUCUCCUUUUGCAUUGGCAACGUCGAUGCAAGAUCGUAUGUACUCUAUAGUUACCCAGGCUUCAUUGGACAGGGAGAAUCAGGCUCAAUAUGAUGUGAGAAUAUCGUGCAAAGACUCAGGUGAGCCAGCCUUGUCGUCUGAAAAUACAAUAACAGUUGCAGUUUCAGAUGUGAAUGAUAACAGACCAGAGUUUUCACAGAGCCCCUAUACUUUCUAUGUCACUGAAGCUAAUGAGCCAGGUACCUCUGUAUUUUCGGUUAAAGCUUUUGAUCGUGAUGAAAAUGACAAUGCAGUAAUUUCAUAUCACAUUUUAAGAGAUGGAAGCGAAGAAAAUAAAUUAACUUCAUUCCUAAACAUAAAUACUGAAAAUGGAGAUAUUAUGGCGCUAAAAAGUUUCGACUUUGAAACUCUGAAAACGUUCCAGUUCCAAGUUGUUGCCACAGAUUCUGGAACUCCGUCACUAAGCAGCAACGUCACAGUGAACGUGUUCAUUCUGGAUCAGAACGACAACGCUCCAGUCAUCCUGUAUCCAGUCAGCAAUAACGGUUCUGCUGAAGGUGUGGAGGAAAUUCCCCGCAAUGUGAACGCAGGACACUUGGUGACUAAAGUCAGAGCCUAUGACGCUGAUAUAGGAUAUAACGGCUGGUUACUCUUUUCACUGCAGCAAGUUACUGACCACAGUCUCUUUGGUUUGGACCGCUACACAGGACAGAUCAGAACACUUCGCUCAUUCACAGAGACAGACGAAGCUGAGCAUAAACUGGUCAUACUGGUCAAAGACAAUGGGAACAUUUCACUCUCAGCAACAGCUACUGUGAUUGUCAAACUUGUGGAGCCCAAAGAAGCUUUUGCAGCUUCUGAUGUUAAAAGUGCAGCUAAGGAUAAUGAGGAGAAUAAUGUGACUUUUUACCUGAUGAUAACUUUGGGCUCAGUUUCAACACUUUUUCUCAUCAGUAUCAUUGUGCUGAUUGCAAUGCAAUGUUCAAAAACCACAGACUAUACUUCUAAAUAUCUACAAGACACAAAUUAUGAUGGGACACUGUGUCACAGCAUCCAGUACAGAUCAGGAGACAAACGCUACAUGUUAGUUGGACCCAGAAUGAGUAUAGGAUCUACUAUAGUCCCAGGCAGCCAUGCCAAUACUCUGGUGCUUCCUGACAGGAGGAGAGCAUCUGGAGAGGUAAGACUUUAA